GUUCCUUCCCCAGAAUCUUUGGCUGCGAACGUUCCAUAGAACGCCAGUCGGAAGCCAGGAGCGCAUGCGCCCCCGGGACAGGCUCUCACACACCGCGCUCCCCAGCUGUUCCAUGGCUGGUCGCUGUUCGCCUGGGUGCGUGACAUCAGCGGCUGGGCAAGUCAGAACACGUACCGGGCGGCUGGGCAGGGGAGGGGACAGGCGCGGGGCGGGGAGGUGCACCAGCUGUACGAAGAAAACAAGUCCUGGGCUUCUCCAGCGGAGCCGCAGAGGCGGUGUCCCUGCAGCCGGCACUCACCUCUCGCUCGGCGCCGCGGCGGUGCUGAAUCUGGGCCGGGGAAGAAAGAGGAGGGCGACGCGGGAGAAAGCCCGGGGAGCUGUUCACACCCGCCUGCCCGGUGGUGGGCACCGCUGGAGCUGCAGCCGCCCCAGGAAGCGCCGCUGCCCCUCGGGGUUCUCGGAGGAGAGGCGACCGGCGGCCGUGCCGCGCUCUGAUGGCUUAGGAGACCGGUGCGAGCUGGAGCAGCCCCGGAGAGCCCCAGCCCCGAGACCUUGCCGAAAGGGGGAAGCGCAAGACGGGGGCCCCGGACGCUGGUGCUAAUUGAUGUGAGAUCCAGCAGCAAGGAAGAGGCAUGGGCCAGUCCGGGGCCAACGACAUGGCCAGCGCCGCUGCCUUAGGGGAUUUGGAGAAGGUGAGGGAGCUGCUGGACCUGAGGGCGGACCCCAAUGCAGUCAAUUCCUACGACAGGACGCCGAUCCAGGUCAUGAUGAUGGGAAACACCCAGGUGGCGGAGCUGCUGCUGCAGAGAGGAGCGGAUCCCAACCGCCCGGACCCGCGCACCGGCUCCCUCCCAGUGCACGAUGCGGCGCGAGAAGGUUUCCUGGACACCCUUGUGGCGCUGCACCGAGGCGGGGCUCGGUUGGAUCUGCGGGACAAAUCGGGCCGCCUCCCCAUUGACCUAGCUGUAGAAAGCGGGCAUCAGCAAGUGGUCAGCUACCUCCGAGCCCAGCCUGCAAGGAAUGCCGGGCGGGUGGCCAGCUCCCUGCGGGGCUCUGCCCUGCUCAGCCACACAAAGCACUGAACUGCAGGCACCAGGUUCGUCUACAGCAGCCGGGUACUACCCCCCAGGACACCUAGGAGCCGCCUUGUUACCCUGACACAGUAGGCUGGAAAUCAGAGGGUGGCAGCAGGGGAGGC
Messenger RNA from Trachemys scripta elegans, 1198 nucleotides. RefSeq names its product cyclin-dependent kinase 4 inhibitor B-like. NCBI's taxonomy places the organism in Eukaryota, Metazoa, Chordata, Testudines, Emydidae. Bases 633 to 1082 code for a protein of 149 amino acids. Gene Ontology annotation, cellular component: nucleus. Gene Ontology annotation, molecular function: protein kinase binding; cyclin-dependent protein serine/threonine kinase inhibitor activity. The transcript is spliced from 2 exons. The record is from RefSeq and is a predicted model, not a curated record. Gene Ontology annotation, biological process: negative regulation of cell population proliferation; regulation of cyclin-dependent protein serine/threonine kinase activity.